Molecule: messenger RNA, 2388 nt
Organism: Bombyx mori (domestic silkworm)
Lineage: Eukaryota; Metazoa; Arthropoda; Insecta; Lepidoptera; Bombycidae
Product: sodium channel protein Nach
Exons: 10
Coding region: 645-2138 (497 amino acids)
Biological process (GO): sodium ion transmembrane transport
Cellular component (GO): plasma membrane
Molecular function (GO): ligand-gated sodium channel activity
Source: RefSeq, a predicted model, not a curated record
GGUCUUUUAUUUAUCGAUUGAGGCACUACGAAGUCUGCCGGGUCAGCUAGUCUAUGAACAAAAUUAAACAUUGUGAUGACGUGUAUUUUGUGUGAAUAUUAUGAUAUAAACUAGUUGUGACUAAACCAUAUUUUAACAAUAGCUUAAAACAAAGUAAUAGAUGUAUUUGAUCUCAGAACGAAAUAAUUUAAAGUUUUGAUCUUAACUUUUUUUUCAGUUUGACAUGUUUUACAUUAGAUUUUCACGGGACAGUGUGUCUGUAAAAAGACAUGAUUUUUUCAUCCGGGUCUUAAAAAGGAUUGUGAAUCAGCACCUUGGUGUGCGCUCUAUUAGGCUCUAUUAGAGAAAAGCUAAAACGAUCGUCCGGCUGCAGUGGUAUUUUGUUCAAAACUUCAAUUUUGGUAAAUUUUGCUUUUCCGCGGGAUUCAAAUAUAAAAGAGGAUUAAUAUCUAUUUAAAAAUCGAUGUGUAAAAACUCAACUUAAAAUAUAAAUUAUAAAAUCAGUCUUAUAUCACUCACGAAACUAACAGACCUCAUUGUUCACGUAAUGCCGCAGUACACAAUGCAAACAAAUCGAGGGAAUGGGUAAUUACCGUGCUUUGUAAUCAGCUAGCAGAAAUCAGUUAUAGCUGAAGCCGUGCUUGAUGAUGUUGAAGAAAAAAAUUAAAGAGAAAAAGGCUCUAAAAAGAAAAAACUACAAAAAAUUGAAAUUUAAAAAACUUUUUGAAUAUUUAAAGAGCGAAUUGGAAAAUUCUACUACACAUGGACUACCUUACAUCGUAAAAUCGGAUGUACAUUGGUUUGAAAGAUUAUUUUGGGCAGUGAGCUUUGUAUUUGCAAUGGCCAUUAGUUAUAUGAUUCUUGCUGCGCAAUUUUCAAGAUUUGUGAAAGCUCCGAUAGUAAUGAAUGUGGAGAAGGAUUAUUUCAAUUGGAACGUUUCUUAUCCAGCUAUAAUAUUAUGCCCUGUAAAUAAAAUACAAGAGGAAGCUUUAUCUUCAAUCGUAAAUGAAACUCUUGAUCAAACUGGCCUCAAUGUCGAAUCGUAUUUGAGAACUAUUGUGUCUAUGUCAUUAGACACCCUGCAACUCCUACAGAUUCCGAACCAGGAAAUCUUAUCGCUGAUAGAUCCUGCGGAAUAUCCAAGUAUUUCUUUAAAGUUAUUUAAGAAGUUCGACGAGUCCAUUUUAUCCACGGUGACAAAAUGGCCAAUACCUGUCGAGGACACGAUGACUGAAAUAGGGAUGUGUCAUUUCAUCAAUUCAAAUGUGGCCUCGCUUGAUAAUCCAAGUAAAUGGCACGAUACAACUUCGAAGUAUUCCAAAACCAACAUCGAACUAUCUUACCACGACAGAGAUUUUUUUGUCCAAGUAGUCAAUUACGCUGAUGAGUACAAGAUCUAUACCACGAGCCCCGACGAUGUGAUUAUGAGCGAAGCAUCUUCAUUGAAGUUUGAACUUGAAGGCUUUUUAUCUUUUGGUGUCCAAAUAACUAGUACAAGAGCAUCAAACGAACUGAGAAAUGUACCUUUGCACCUUCGAAAAUGCAGGUUCACAGACGAGCCACACAGUAACAGAUAUGCGGUAUAUUCUUACAAUCGUUGCAUAAUAGAAUGUAGAAUUAAAAUGAUUAUGAGGUUGUGCGGCUGCGUCCCACAUUUCUAUAAAAAAAUAGAAAACGAAAGAAUAUGCAGCCUACCUGAACUGAGAUGCAUUGUUCUUUACAAAAGAGAGAUCACCACUCUAACAGCUUCAAACGAAACAUUGCAAAGGUUUAACGAUUAUACCGAUUUACCGAGAAGGUCACGCGACUGCGGAUGUUUAGGUGAUUGCGAAGCCGACGUCUACCAGCAAGAUCCCGCGUCACUUUUGCCUCAAGAGUCAUUGAACAGAUUAAGGAUCAGUGUCACGUCCUUUCCGAAAGUGAGAUUUAUGAGGGAAAUUAUGUUCAGUACUUAUGACAUUAUACUACGGAGUGGCGGUAUCGUGAACUUGUGUAUCGGCACUUCGUUUAUAUCUAUAAUGGAACUGAUGCUGACGGCCAUAAGACUCCCAAUCUACGAAAUAGCGAACAUAGCGCAGGCCUGUAGAAAUGCUAAGACGGCGGAUGCACAGAAAGUGAACAAUAAAAAAAUUAAAUAGAUAAAAAAAUAUUUAUUUUAUUAAAGCUUCACGUAUCACAGGUUUUUCAAUACAUAAUUUAUUUGCACACUUUUUCUUUUCUCGUUCUGAAAUAAGAUUAUUAUUAUUUGAUAGCGUUUUUACAGUUUCGAUCAGGUAAGCAUUUUUUUUUCUUUACACAGUUUUACAUAUCAGUGAUAUCAUUAUUAUUUUAGCUAUUAUAAUAAUAUUGUAAUUUAUCUAAAAUUUCAAUAAAUUUGUUUGCGAUCGA